AUGAUUGGUUGUUUGAUUUUACUACUAUUUUUAUGUGUUACUGUGCCAUUACUAGCUGCAGUUGUAAAUAAUAUUUCAAAGCCAUCCAAGGUUCCUCAUUUGAAUGGUAACACAUCUUCCCAGAUAGAUAACGCUCCUUUUCCUUAUCAAAAUCCGCGUUUACCUAAACAUAUUGUACCCCUUUUCUACAUUAUGAAACUUAAUAUUCAAUUUGAUAAAUUAAUUACUGACGGUCAAGUCAAUAUAACAUUACAUGUAACCAAACCUACGAAUUUUAUCGUUUUUCAUCAUGUCUUAAUUGAUAUACAGCUAGUAAAUAUAUAUCAAUCGCGACUACCGACUAUUAAACCUAUCAGGAUUGAUGGCAAGCAAUAUAAUUCAUCCUUACAAAUGUUCUAUAUCAAGUUAUCAUCCAACUUAGCUGUCCAUACCAACUAUACAUUAUCAAUCAAAUUUACAAGUAAAGUUUUCACUGAUAGGCUGAAAGGGUUAUAUUUAAAUAACUACACUGAUAUCCAUGGUCGGCACAGGCAUCUAGCUAUCACUCAAUUUGAAUCCGUUUUCGCUCGAUUAGCAUUUCCUUGCUUUGAUGAACCUGGCUUUAAAACACCUUAUAAAAUCUACAUCGCUCGACCUAAAAAUUUUCAUGUUCUGUCUAACAUGCCUACAAUAACGGAACGAUCUCUAACCAGCCAAAUUGUGGAAGCUGAAUUCGCUACCACUCCGCCUUUAAGUUCUUAUCUCAUCGCUUAUGUAAUCGGCAAUCUAGCUCACUUGGAAAUAAAAUCUAAUAGUAAUAUCACGCUGCGGAUUUGGUGCUCCCCUAAUAUGCUUAAUUACACCAAAUUAGCUAUUAAUCACGCUAAAAUAGUUGUGGCACAAUUUGAAAACUUAUUCCACAUGAAGCUGAACUCUUCCAAAUUAGAUAUGGUCCUAGCACCUAAUUAUUUAAGUGGAGGAAUGGAAAAUUGGGGACUGAUUACCUAUCCAGAAAGCUCUGCAAUUUACAUGCCAGUUGAAAAUCAACAGCGACAAACUGUGAUUAGUACCGUUACCCACGAAAUAGCUCAUCAGUGGUUUGGCAAUAUCGUGACUAUCAAAUGGUGGAAUGAAUUAUGGGUUAAAGAAGGCUUUGCAACGUUGAUGGAGUUUGUCAGUGAAUACAAAUUGACAACAAUGAAACAGGCGAUGGCAUCCUUCUUCCAAAGUAACCAUCUAGCAGCGCUAAAGGAAGAUAGUUUCUUUGCUUCACAUGCACUAUCGAUGCCAAUUUCAACCCUUGAAAAAAUUAAAGCAAAUUAUGAUAGCAUAGAAUAUGCUAAGGGAGCAUGUAUUCUACAAAUGUUAUUAUUUUUUUUGGGUGAGAAGACUUUCCUUCAAGGAACUGAGCAUUAUCUAUAUAAAUGGAAAUCUAAAACCGCAAGCAACCUAGAUUUAUGGAAAUCUUUUGAUAAGGUACGAAAAUAUAUGUUGAGCGAGAAUCCUAUAAGCGCUACUAUGAUCUUGCAUUACAAAGAUUCAAAAGAGUUGAUUAUUAUAUAUAACUGA
This is a messenger RNA of Trichoplax adhaerens, 1548 nucleotides long. RefSeq lists its product as uncharacterized. The record is from RefSeq and is a predicted model, not a curated record. The coding region runs from base 1 to 1548 and encodes 515 amino acids. The transcript has 7 exons. NCBI's taxonomy places the organism in Eukaryota, Metazoa, Placozoa, Uniplacotomia, Trichoplacea, Trichoplacidae. Gene Ontology annotation, molecular function: peptide binding; metalloaminopeptidase activity; zinc ion binding. Gene Ontology annotation, cellular component: cytoplasm. Gene Ontology annotation, biological process: proteolysis; peptide catabolic process.